AUGAUGAACAAUGACAUGGCGCAGCAAAUGCAAAAGCUCUACGAGCGCAAGGCCAAGGACGUCGAGUCCAAGUUACCGUGGUACAAAAACCCGCUCAAGGACUACGACAUUGCGCCGGUUGUCGUGCUCGACAAGCCCUUUGAUGCACCGUCCACCGACUUUCUCAAGCUGCCAAAGGCGACGCGCCACACGUCGACGCACGCCAUGUUCCCAGAGCAUGACGAGCCCCGCUUGCAAGCCAAACUCAAGCCCACUGCGACGUUUCCGAGUCCGUCGCAUCGCCAUAGCACCCUUCCGACAGACGAAAGCAAGGGCACUAGCCCCAAGCCGACGGUGGAUGCCAAGCUGCGCUACCGCGGUCGUGUGAGCUGGGAAGCCAACCUUCUGGACUCGAAAUCGGAGACGAGUCGCAUGCAGGCCACGUCGCCGCUUCGAAGCCCCAAGAAGGCGGCGACAACCACCCAGUUGAGUCCGCUCAAGAGCGUGCUCCAACACAGUGUCGGCGACCGUAAAUCCGCUCUCGUCGAGUCGGCCGAGCACGACCAGCUACUGCAGCACAUGCUUCGCCACGACGACGAGAUCGACGCGCUCCUCUCCAAGUAUGCUAUCGCACAAGCGACAAAAGUAGGGGCCCGCGACUCGGCCAUCGCAGCGUACGCGGUGCGCCCCCGCAUGUACACGUUUUCGGACCCACCCCCCCAAGUCAACACCGAGCUAGACCCGUCGGCGCCGUCGACACCGGUCGUGGCCCGGCGUCGGUUUGCCCUUCAAGUUGACAACUCUGUCUCGGACGACGAAGACGGCAACGACGACGACGAGGCUGAUGAAGAUGAAGAAGCCGCCGCCCAAGACCAGCUCAAAGCCACGUACUUUGGGUCGCCAGCCAAGGACAAAUUCUAUGCCACGUACACCAAGAUGCAUCACAAGACCCAGUGCUUCUCUGCGAUCGCGUCAAAAGCAAGUGCACCCGAGACGCUCGUGUCCGAGUACAGCUUCAAGCCUGUCGUGCACGCGCACCGGCUCGAGCGCGUCGCAACUGAAAAUGAAAUCAAACUGUCGCCGCGGACGCUGUUUUUGAGCGACUGCCUCGCGUCCACGGACCUUCCCCUCGCGCUGCCGCUUCUCCUCCGAAAGCACCACACGACUUCGUUUGACUUUUCAUAUCAGAGCUUGGGCGACAAGUUUAUCGUACAAUUUGCCUCGGCGCUGCGCGACGUGCCGUUCGUCGAAGAAAUCAACGUGUGCGACAACCGCCUCUCGGACCGAGCUCUCAACAAGCUUCUUCGCGCGCUCGAAGCCAAGCCGAAUUUGACCAAACUCAACAUUUCCCAAAACGAAAUUGGCGCGGCGUCCGCGUCAACGCUCAAGCAUUACAUUGGGUCGACGCUGUGCACGGUCACGCACCUUAGCAUCUGCAACGCCGACAUUGACGACCACGAGUGCGCGGCGUUCAUGUCGGCGUUUGAAAGCAACAAAUCCGUGGUGGACUUGCGCUUGAGCCGCAACCGCAUCGGCGAGGCCGAGAACCUCAACGUCGUCCAGCCCGACCUCAUCACGGGCGGCGAGGCCAUCGGGAACAUGCUCAACGUCAACUUGACGCUGACGCACUUGGAUCUUGCUUGGAACCUUCUGCGCCUUGCCAGUGGCGUCACGCUGGCAAAUGCGCUGCGGCUCAACUACAACUUGUACGAGAUCAACGUCGCCUACAACGCGCUCGGAGAUGCCGGAGCAAUGGCGUUUGGCCAGUCGCUUGAAGUCAACAAGUCGCUCCGGGUCCUCAACCUCUCGUACAACAACAUUCGAUGCAAGGGCGCGUCUGUGAUUGCGUCGGCGCUCUCACGCACGAACGCGACCUUGCACAAGCUGAUUCUCGACGGCAACAAUAUCGGGAAGGAAGGCGGGCGCAUCUUGAUGUACGCCAUGGUGCAAAAUGGCACGCCGAGCGGCUGCUCGAUCUCGAUGAAAGCGUGCAGCCUCAACGACCACAGCAACCAAACGACGUUCGACCCGAUGGAGCCCGGCGGCGUGUACUGCCUCAACUGCGCCGACCCGUACGAGAGUAUGAUUGCGCACGAGCUACUACGCCUCGCCGCGACAAAGCGCGGGUGCACCUUUGCGCAACUUCUGCACCGCCCGACCAAAGAGACACCGCUCAAGCAAGCGCAUCCGAUCAAGCUCGUGCCGCCACCUCGGACGCUCAAGAGUGCUCUGGACAUUACGUUCACCGACAUUGACAAGGACAAGUCGGGCACCGUCGACAUUGGCGAACUUCAGACCGUGCUCCGAGAGCUGGGGUUCCACCCGACCCCCGCCCAAGCCCAAUCGCUCUUUGAGCAAAUGGACGCGGACCGCAGCGGCGCGAUCGAGCCGUGUGAGCUCACAAGCGACCUCUUUCACGCGGUGUACCAUAUCAUCGACACCAACCAAUCGGGGACCAUCGACAUGAACGAGCUACGCGCUGCAUUUCACCUACUGGGGGCGGCACCGACCGAGCGAGACGUGCAAAGCGCCAUGAAGAUCUACGACGUCGACGGUAGCGGCACGAUCGAAGAAGACGAGUUUGUCGAGCUCUUGAAAAACCAAGUGAUUCAGCGGGUACAAAUGAACGCUCAAGACCGCAUUGUGGCGUCUUUGGCUCUGCGGGAGGAAGGCAGUGGCGCCGUGUGGAAGGUGCCGGCAUCAGGCAUCCUCGACAUCACCUUUUCCUACGAGCGAGAACUCAUGAGCGAGCGCGAAAUUAUCGCGUCCUACGGCCUCUCGGAGCGCGGGCUGCAGCAGCUCGUCAAGACAGUUGUGGAUGGCAAAGUGGAACAGCAGCACCAAGAGCUCCUUGGUGCCGCGGUCGACAACACGGAUAUUCGGAUGAGUGCCGAGCAGGCCAUGGUCCUCAUGGAGACUUGUGGCGAGCUCCAAGAGGCGCGGCGUGUCGGGAGCGUCGCUAAGAUGCUGCCGCAGCUUGUGUCGAGCAAGGAAGCGCACAUGCUCGUCAAACAUACGCUGACCGUCCGUGAGCGCUACCACCUUCGGAGCCGCAUGGGGUCGCUGUAUUUUCCCAUCAUGGGGCUUCCCACGGCCAAGUACGAGCUGGACCUGAGUCGCCCACAGGAUCGCCAGGCGGUCAUGAAGCUCGCCGAGAUCGCCCAAGCCGAAAAGCAAUUUUCAAAAACCCGGUCCUGUCGGGGCGACACGUCCCAGCACGGCAACUGGGAAAACUUCCGCAACGAACUCUUUGACGGCAAGCCCGUCGUGCUCACGUCGGCCUUCUUCCAGAACGUACCGUCCAAGGGCAAGCUCGAAUUCGACUAUGUUUCGACGUCGCGGCCCAAGCGGGGCACCAAGCCCAUGUCCACGCGGCGCUUCCAGCAGCUCGUGCAGCAGAUCGGCCGCGAGAGCUCGGUCGAGCUGCAGCGACCCAAGAUGCCCCUGCUGACGGUGCGCCAGCGUUGGGGCCUCGUGCGCAACGCCGUGCGGCAUCGCAAGAUGAAGGCGUGGCUGCACCGCGUGACCGAGGUGUUUCACAUUCGGCACAUAACAUUCGAGAGUGUCCGCGACAAGCUCUUUCAGAUCGAGACGGCCAUUGGUGACCGCUGGCUCUCGGUCAACCAAGCGCACGAAAUCAUCGACUGCAUGCCGACGCUGCACCAUGGCAAGGCGGAGGCGGUCCGCGUCCUGUUUGCCCGCAUCAUCGACCUCGAGAACUUUGCCACCAUACUGGACGCGCUGAGCUUGCCAGAGCAGAAGGAGGUGGCGCGAAGCCUCGGUUGGCUCAACAUUCUCAAUCCCAAGGUCCCCGACCGGUACUAUGAGCUCGAUCUGGCCGUGCGCGACGAGCGUGAGCUUGCCAAGAUCUACGUGGCACUGGCCGUGACCGAGCCCGGUGAAAACUGGAUCAACGAAACCUUUGCGUGGCAGCGCAGCGAGCCCCCGAUCCCUGGCUGGCAGUUGCCCAUCAGCUGGACCAAGGAAGACGGAGGCCCCGAGGAUGGCCCUCGGCGCGCGGGGUGGCUCACGCUCGAGUAUACCUCUGCACCAGAGAAUGGGUGCAACCCCGUGUGGGCGAUUCGCCAAGAGCUCCAGACAAGGGUUCUCUGUGGCACUCGCUUGUACCUCUAA
This is a messenger RNA of Saprolegnia diclina VS20, 4113 nucleotides long. RefSeq lists its product as hypothetical. The transcript has 25 exons. Gene Ontology annotation, molecular function: protein binding; calcium ion binding. The record is from RefSeq and is a predicted model, not a curated record. NCBI's taxonomy places the organism in Eukaryota, Oomycota, Saprolegniomycetes, Saprolegniales, Saprolegniaceae. The coding region runs from base 1 to 4113 and encodes 1370 amino acids.